Molecule: messenger RNA, 2055 nt
Organism: Hemibagrus wyckioides
Lineage: Eukaryota; Metazoa; Chordata; Actinopteri; Siluriformes; Bagridae
Gene: serpine3
Product: serpin peptidase inhibitor, clade E (nexin, plasminogen activator inhibitor type 1), member 3
Exons: 9
Coding region: 713-1903 (396 amino acids)
Biological process (GO): negative regulation of endopeptidase activity
Molecular function (GO): serine-type endopeptidase inhibitor activity
Source: RefSeq, a predicted model, not a curated record
CACUCAAAGAAUGGUUUUAUUUUUAGUAACCAGCCCUUUGUGGCAUGUUUCAUUACUUCAGCCAUAAUUCAAAGGCUUAUUCAUGCUCAAAUCACCGUGAUGCUCUGUUAUCAAGUCCUAAAAAUUCCAAAGAUUCUUGGAUGGAAUGCUGGGAAUCUCCAUUGACAGAAGCCAAAUCAGCUCUACUAAUUAACACAGCCUGCUAAUGGAUUCAGAACAGAACCCAAAUGCUUUCCGGGUCACGAAAUACCGUUAUUAAAAAGGAUUAAAUGUUAUUUAAAAAUCAUGAGGGAAAUGUUGGUGUGUGUAUGAGAGAGAUUUUAUUUUCUGAUUAAAUAUGGAAUGAAGAGAAAUGCUGACACAGCACAGCAGAAGAAUUUUAAAUGGCCCUUCCAAAAGAAAAGCCCACUUGUGUAAUUAAGUAACUUCCCCUCAUUUGUAGAACAGGCGCCAAGAGGCAUGUGCAUAUGCAUUUUCCCAGCUCGUGCAGGGAUUUGUUGCUCAGUGGUUCAAGCCUCCCGCUGCCUGUCUCCUACUAGUCCUGGGAAUUCUGACGGAGUGGUACAGACGUCGUCGGCUCCCUCUUUAAAUGGGGUCUCAUGACUGAGAACCUCCUCAGUUACUUCCGAAGAAACAAUUUGGAUUCAUCACUGGUACGAGUGCUGUGAAUAACACCAGUCCUUAGCCAGUGUUUCAGGUGUGUACUGCGGCCAUGCAUCACCUGUCAUUGAUCUCCUUACUCUGUCUGUUGAUGGUGGAGAGGACAACAUGCCAUGGCAAUGCAGUUACUAAUUUUGAUGGCGAGUUCAGCGCCAGCCUCUACCAAGCACUCGCCGAGAAGGAUAACAGCUCCAACUUGAUUGUGUCUCCAGCAAGCAUCUCUCUGAGCCUGAGACUGUUGCAGCUUGGAGCAAGGGGCAACACAUUGGCACAGCUUGAAAGAACUAUGAGAUAUGACAUCAGCAACCCUAGUAUCCAGGAGGCUGCAUCACAAAGCAGAUGUGACCUGUACAAUUCUAGCCAUGGUGCUCAGCUCCAGUUUACUAACACCCUGCUCAUCCAGAGUGGCAUCCAGCUUCAGCCAGAAUUUACCCAGAAUGCUAUGCAAUGGUGCAAUAGCAGCCUGAUUAGUGUGAACUUCAGCUUCUCCAAUUACACACAAUUCCAAGCACUAACAAGCAGAGUAGGUGAGGCAGGAGUAGAAGUAACUGAGGCCUCGUGGUGGGACACUGUACCUCAUAUGGCAUUGCUGAGCUCAGUGGACUUCCGGGGCACCUGGCAGACACAGUUUCUAUUCAGAGGGACCCAAAACCUGCCUUUCUCUUUGGCUAAUGGCAGUACCAUCAAAGUCCCCAUGAUGUACCAGUCGAGCGAAGUAAAGUUUGGUCAGUUUUAUUUGCCAUCAGAUCAGCGCUAUGCAGUCCUCGAGCUACCCUACUUUGGCAAAUCCUUAAGCCUUUUGCUGGUGAUACCAAGUGAAAGGAAGACCCCACUGUCACUGUUCCAGACACAACUCACCAGCCGCACCGUGGCAUUCUGGGAUGCAGGACUGCGUCAUACUAAAAUGGACAUCUUCCUCCCUAGGUUUAAGCUGCAGUCCCGGCUCAACCUGAAGCCCGUUCUCGAGUUGCUUGGUAUUUCAGACGCUUUCGAUCCCUUCAUUGCUGACUUCAGCGGUAUAUCAGAUACAGAGGGCUUCUAUGUGUCAGAAGCCAUCCAUAAGGCCAUGAUAGAUGUGACAGAGGAUGGAACUGCAGCAGCAGCAGCCACAGCCAUGGUGUUGUUGAAAAGAUCCAGAGCGCCAGUGUUCAAAGUGGACCGUCCAUUCCUCUUCAUCCUACGCCGUGUAAAUGGAGGUUCAGUGCUGUUUAUAGGCAGAGUGAUGAAUCCAGCAGAGGAGUAGAAUAAAAAGUGCAAACAAGCAGCACCCUGUAACAAACACAAACCUGAUUGAUCUCUCUCUCUCUCUGCCCUCAUGGGUGGCUGGGGUGAAAGGUCAUUCGGGGAACAAUAAGAGGGAUUUGUACAUAUCUGUAAAUAAACACUUCUUUUUGC